AUGUCCGCCAAAUCUGCCAUCCGCUUCCUCGCCGGCACCAAAAAGAACCCCGUCGGCUCACUCCAACUAAAUUGUCACGUCAAACCGGGCGCCAGUAGAGUCCGGGAGGGUAUCCUCUCCGUGUCGGAUGAGGUGAUUGAGCUAUGUGUAUCAGCUCAGGCGAGGGAAGGCGAAGCCAACAAAGCCGUCGUAAAGCUAUUUAGCGAGGUUUUGAAAAAACCGAAAUCUGAGAUUCAGAUUUCACAUGGAAUGAAGUCGAGGGAUAAGACCGUGGUUGUCAGUGGCGUCAAGGAGGCCGAGGCCGAUGCUGUUCGGAAUGUGAAAGAGAUGCUCAACAAGGCGGUUGAGGAGGGAACUUAA
Molecule: messenger RNA, 360 nt
Organism: Scedosporium apiospermum
Lineage: Eukaryota; Fungi; Ascomycota; Sordariomycetes; Microascales; Microascaceae
Exons: 2
Coding region: 1-360 (119 amino acids)
Cellular component (GO): cytoplasm
Source: RefSeq, a predicted model, not a curated record